AUGUCAAGGAUGUAUCCGAAGUCCUUGGGUCAAGGUGGUAGACGAUCACUUUCCGACGUACAAGUGGGGAGAAUAGAAGAAUCACAAGGAAAAGAUACUCGUCCCCCUACUCGAACUGCUUCCUUAGCUGCUCCUGGAGCCGGAUCAUAUCUUCCUCUCGGGGAACGUGCCCCCGUUGGCUUUCAGCAGCGCCGAGUUUCAGCCACCAGGCCAAUACCACGAGUUGAGACUUCUGAUAUUGAUGGCUCUGAACAAACUGAAUUCCGUCAGGAAUAUGAAAGUCAGCGCAACAAAUCCUCCAGCACUGUUAAGUCGCCCGAAGAAGGGGUGGAGGCUCAAACGGACCUGUCUAUCGAACGACGAAAGGAAAACUUCGCCCCGAUUGUUAACCAGCAAUCCCGAACUGAAUUUACUACAUCCACGGCUAAGGAAGCCGAUAUAGCAAAUGAAGAGCCACAAAUCAGGUUACCCACACCGUCUCCUUCGAGCUCAAGGGCAACCGUAAGAAUAGCUCGAGACUCCAUUGAGACGUCUCAGAGCAUAAGUGAUGAUUCAAACGGACCUACAACCUCUUCGUGCCCGCUUCGCGAGGAUCCAGAAUCUAGUCUUCAAUCCCUGUAUGGAAACAUUCCACCGGGCUGGACCUCGAAUCUAGAGCUCAUUCAUGCUAUUGAGGAUCCCUUCGAUGCAAAAUAUACUGCUGCAUUUGAUGUAUUCUACAAUACCCGCCGUUUUUUCGAUAAACCUUCUGGUACAAUUCUCGACGGCUCCUAUGAUAACUAUCCUAUCGGAUCUGGAACUGUAUCUGGGAAAUCGAUCUACGGAGUAUUCAUUAAUGAUUCUCUCAUUGGUGAAUCGAUUGCUGCCGUUGGACCUCGAUCGUUUAUUCCACCAAGCCUGCCAGGUAUGGACUUUUUUCACCGGCGAGCCCUUGAAUUGAGCACUCCUAGUUCAGCGGGUGCCGAUCAGAAGCUCUCUGGUCCUCAAAAAAGCCUAACGGUUCCAAACCGGCGUCUACGCCGGCCCCAGCUCUCCGACUCAAUGGGUUAUAAUUCGUUGCCCCGACGCCGAAAGGUCGCGGGAAGGGAUACAAUCACAUCACCCAUUCGGCUUCGUCCAAUCUUUCGGACAAGUCCCCCACGUGCUCCCUCUUUUGGGAUGCGUAAGAGAGCUUCCACGCUUAGACCCAAAACUGUUAUGGCAUGGUGGAAAGAGCGUGAAGCUAUGAUUUCACAAGUCGAACCAACAGGUCGUGGAACCCUCGAUACCAGUCUUGGAAUGCAAAUGUCAAAAUUGAUCCCGAAUGAAAAACCCAAAGCGCCACCAUCACCAAAGACUGAGCCUCCAAAAAAGAAAGAGAAGGAGAAAAGACGUAAUCCGCUUCGGCGUCUUUCUUCGCUUUUCGGAAAAAGACAAAAUAGCGAGACUAGCCUUAAGUCGAUGGCAAAGUCGAAUGAAUCCCACAGAAGUUUAAAUUCGCUUCCCUCUCAGGUUUCCUUACCUCAAUACCGUCAGGGAUUACCAUCUUUCAUUACCGCCAACAUCGUGAGAAAUAAUCGGGCUUCUCAUGCUGUGAGUGGAAACAUUGAAAUUGCAAGGCCUCGACAGAUUUCAGAUUCAUCAUCUGUUGUGCAACAAAGAAUCUCGUCUUUCGAAGCUCCUCGCCCUAUUCGGGUCGAAAAGAAGUAUCAAACAUCACCUUCAUAUCAACUCCUGAAUACUCUCAAGCCAGUACGCGGGCGAUCCUUAAAGGAACACUUUGAAAAGGGACCUGAAACCGGCACGCGAGACGUUGACCCCAACGCCCUAUACGAGGACACUCAAGCCCAGAAAGCAACACCCCAGCACGAGCUAGUAACACCACCAGAUAUUUCUGGACAUGAAAUCUCCAUAUCUAGUCACCACACACCACCAAUACUUGAUACUUCCAAUGGUUCUGAUUCUAUCCACUUAGAAGAUUUCUCUGUGACCAAUCCGCCCUUUAUUGAAAAUUUUGAGGGCGAGACGAGUGGCUCGCAGGAAAUAUAUGAUGCCGAGCUUGUUUUAUCCUCUCCUGAUUUCUCAGAUCCUCAGAUCGUCACGAGCACACCUUUGCAAAACAGUGGCUUGGGUUCCCCUCUAGUACCCCAGAGUAUAUCAAUACUUGGAGAUAGCCGCUCAAGUCACAAUUUCGAUUCCCCCCUUGAUAGCAGCGCGAAUUCAAACCGCAACAACAAUUCUAUGAAUUUUAGACCAAUUGGAGCUACAAAGUCGACGAGCAGUAGUAAACUUGCUCACGUUCGAAAGACCGUUGAGCGUAUCGAUAAAAGAUAUGAUAGUACUAGAAGUGUGGAUAGUGCAGCUUCUGAUGACAACAAAGAGAAUAUUGCACCAAACGAAAGCGUACCCGAUCUUCCAAAUAUCUCGCCCCGAAAUAGUCGCCGAAGAUCGCUAUCUGGCAUUCUAGGAUUUAUUCGAGGUGAGACAAAUACGCAGGGAAUGGGGAUAAAACUCGAAGGAUCCCUUCGACGUCACAACCGGGGUUGGCAAAAACGCCCACUUCGUAUGGUGAAGUCAGCAUUGGGACCAUUUGGAGCAAAGAAUUCCGGCAAGACGAUAUCGCAAGACCAACAUGGAAUCAAGAAAAAGAGACAGUCUGUCCUAGAUCUAUUUAAGUUCUCGCGACCUGUCGACACAGCACAUUCAACUCCAACUCCUGGUACACCGUCAUUCCGAGUGCUGCCAACUUCUGAUUCUAUCUCUCUAUCGGGCGAGAUCGAAUUACCAGUCCACAAGAAUAGGUCCAGGUUGAGCAUGAAACUGGGACGCAAGAAGAAACCUAUUUUAGUUGUCCCCAAGUACCCCAAGAAGGACAGAUCCCGGGGUAAUUUGUUUGGGCUCUUCGAGUUUAAAAAAGGUUCUCCUAGAAGCUCCUUCGUCAUACAUUCAGACACGAAAGAAGCACCCGAAAGAAAAUUUAGCACUGAGUCAAACGGGACAAUAUCAAAAGCGACUCGGCGCUUGAGCAAGAAUGUUUUCCCAAUAUUCAAACGGCGAAUCUUUUCGGCUCCACCUGAUACCCAGAGCUUACUACCAGAGCCCGAAUCACUUGUGCGAGAGCGUUCUAUUUCUCCUCCUCCACAGCUCGAAUUAUUCCUACCAAGCUCCGGCUUCUGA
Orbilia oligospora ATCC 24927 is the source of this 3156-nucleotide messenger RNA. RefSeq lists its product as uncharacterized. Bases 1 to 3156 code for a protein of 1051 amino acids. The record is from RefSeq and is a predicted model, not a curated record. The transcript is spliced from 6 exons. Lineage: Eukaryota; Fungi; Ascomycota; Orbiliomycetes; Orbiliales; Orbiliaceae.